This is a messenger RNA of Syngnathus acus (greater pipefish), 1252 nucleotides long. It is a transcript of the gene trmt10b, whose product is annotated as tRNA methyltransferase 10B. The transcript is spliced from 6 exons. Gene Ontology annotation, cellular component: nucleus; nucleoplasm. Gene Ontology annotation, molecular function: tRNA binding. The record is from RefSeq and is a predicted model, not a curated record. The coding region runs from base 166 to 1170 and encodes 334 amino acids. Gene Ontology annotation, biological process: tRNA N1-guanine methylation. Lineage: Eukaryota; Metazoa; Chordata; Actinopteri; Syngnathiformes; Syngnathidae.
GGGUGUGCGUGACGUCAUAUACGGGCGACAACCAAGUUCAAGAAUUGUUUUGGUUUCUUGGUCCUGUACUUGUUUUCCUUUUUUAUUCAUUUUUGUCAGCAGUUACAAUUGAUAUGCAGCAGCACUAAUAUUUAUGCUGAUUAAUUAUCGAUCGAGUGUGCUAAAAUGACUGCGAUUGUAUCAGAGUUGAAUGAAGAGCAGACAAAUGGAAUUCUCGAGAUGAUGGAGCUGCUUUGCAUCGACGUGCUGGAGGAGGAAGACGUUUCGGAUAAGGUAGAGGAUGUGCUACGGGGCACACCCGAGAGAGAGCAGGCCCCCUUAUCAAAGAACGUGUUGAGGAAGCAGCGGCACUGGGAGAGGAAGCUGGCUGCCAGGAAGAGCAAAAGAAAGGAGGAGAAACUGAGGAGGAAGCUCAAUCGGCAAACGGAAGCAGACGUGGAGCACCCUCAGCUCACCAAGCGGGUCAUGAAGGCCGUCACCAAGGAGCGUUUGGCCGAGGCUCGCUCCAGUGGGGUCAACGUGUGCGUUGACCUCGGCAUGACCCACCGCAUGUCUGACAAGGAGACGAGUCGGCUGGCGGCCCAGUUACGGCGGCUGUAUGGAUCCAACAAAAGAGCGAGCAAACCCUUCCAUUUGUUUUUAACCAGCUUUCGCGAGAACAGUCGUCUCCUGGCGGAGUGCGUGCGCAUGAACGCCGGCUUCCUCAACUACAUCUUGGAAAGAACAGAGCAAAGCUGUCUGGACAUUUUCCCUCCAGGCAGGGUCGUCUACCUCUCGCCCGACGCGCAAGAAGGUUCGUCAAGUCGCCCGGUGAAGCACGAGACCACCACACUCAGACUAGCAUGUGUCCUUUCAGCUCUGGAGCGAGUGGACCACGACACGGUGUACGUCCUCGGAGGGCUUGUGGAUGAAAGCAUCCAAAAGACGCUGAGCCUGUCCAGGGCCGCAGAGCUGGGCGUCCGCGUGGCCCGGCUCCCGAUAGACGAACACAUGCAAAAAAUAGCCAACCACAAGAACUUCCACUCCAAGAUUUUGGCCAUCAAUCAAGUCUUUGACAUUCUGCUGGCCGUGUGCGACACGGGUAGCUGGACGCACGCUCUGGACAAGUGCUUCCCUGCGGGGAAGGGUUUUGCAGUCGCAUCGCACCCACACAUGACCAGCAAAGGAUAAGACGAGACAAAUAAGACAACUAAAAACAAGGUUUUCAGUUUCAGUACGGUAAAUGUUGUUGUUUUUGUUAUUAUUUGUGAAU